This is a messenger RNA of Colossoma macropomum (tambaqui), 4139 nucleotides long. RefSeq names its product nocturnin a (gene nocta). The record is from RefSeq and is a predicted model, not a curated record. The coding region runs from base 814 to 1917 and encodes 367 amino acids. NCBI's taxonomy places the organism in Eukaryota, Metazoa, Chordata, Actinopteri, Characiformes, Serrasalmidae. Gene Ontology annotation, molecular function: poly(A)-specific ribonuclease activity. The transcript has 3 exons. Gene Ontology annotation, biological process: circadian rhythm.
UUCUCUAGAAUGAAGCACAUCACGUCAAACCACUCUGAACGACUGUUUAUGUCUCAGCCACUGAAUUAUUCAGGAAAAUGGAUGGAAUGCCCCUUUAAAGGAGGCCACGCUAUUGACGGUGUGUUGUAGGGACUACUUUCUUAACGCAUUGAUACAGCGUGAUUGUUGACGCAGUGGUGCGGCGUUGCUAUGAAACAGCUGCUGGGGUGUUCUUGGCUUGUUAAUCUUCUUUCUUCGUUUACUAAAGACAUGCAGUUUAUUAUCAGUUUUCAGUCAUUAUUUUAUCCGUUUUUCUGCUCAUAUUAAUAAAGGAUAUCAUAAAUAUGGUAAUGGCAGACUGAGUCAAACCUUUCAUGACUCAUCUCUGUGGGAGUGACUGUUCGUGUCCCCUCCCAUCACAACUCUCCAUCCCCUCGAGUGUUCACAUCUACAUAUUCAAUGCAUUUGUUAUGUUCUCAUUCAAAAACAUUGGGGCAUCAUUUCUUACAUACUUUUAUGGGCCGACAGUGAACGGGCCAGUGCUUCACUGGAAGGAAAGGCAUGACUAACUGUCCAGUAAGCCAAAUAUGGACUGUGUACUUUUAUUUAUUUCUAUUUUUAAACUGCCAAGCGUCCUCCACACACUUUUCUUAUUGACUUUAUUUAUCACCUGCCCAUAUUGGUCAAACUAUGUUCUGUGUCUUCCACUGCCAAGUAAUCUGAUAAACGGGAUUGUGCAACACUGAACUUUGCCCCCAAAACUCAAAGGUCAGUGUGGACGUCCAACACAUACCUCAGCUGCUCCACCAGCGUGUCCAGCAGAAAUCGUAUCCGAUGGGCAGUAGCAGCAGUAGCAGGCUCUUCAGCACCCUGGCUCAGUCUCUGAGCAGCGCGCCGCUGGCACACGCACACGUGGACCCUGAAGAGUGUGAGUUUGAGCAGGCCGACCCCGAGGCGCUCCUGCGCGAGUGUGAGGAGGUCCUGAGGAACCGGCCACCACGGCCACACAGAGACUUCUUCCGCACCAGAGGCAGCAUCCCUCACAACCCGCAGAUCCGCGUCAUGCAGUGGAACAUCCUAGCGCAAGCUCUCGGUGAGGGCAAGGACGGUUUCGUGCGCUGCCCGAUGGACGCGUUGAACUGGGCUGAGAGGAAGUACCUGAUCCUGGAGGAAAUCUUGACAUACAGGCCAGACAUCCUGUGCUUGCAGGAGGUGGACCACUACUACGACACCUUCCAGCCAGUGCUGUCCCGUCUGGGCUACCAGAGCACUUUCUGCCCCAAGCCUUGCUCGCCCUGCCUGGACGUACGCGACAACAACGGCCCGGACGGCUGCGCUCUGUUCUUCAGUCGCCAGCGCUUCCAGCUGCUCUGCACCGACCAUCUGCGUCUGUCGGCCAUGAUGCUCAAGACCAACCAGGUGGCCAUCGUGGCCACCCUGCUGGACCGGGUCAUGGGCCGGACAUUCUGUGUGGCCGUGACCCACCUGAAAGCACGGAGCGGCUGGGAGGCCUUUCGCAGCGCCCAGGGCUCGCACCUCCUGCAGCAGCUGAGGACCAUCAGCAGCCAGCAGGGGGUGCAGCCUGAGGGCGUCCCGAUGGUGGUUUGCGGGGAUUUUAACGCGGAACCCUGUGAGGAAGUGUACCGUCGCUUCUUGGCCUCUCCGCUGGGGCUCGACAGCGCCUACCGGAGGCUGAGUACGGACGGCAACACGGAGCCACCCUACACCAGCUGGAAGAUUCGCCCGAGCGGAGAGAGCUGCGCCACGCUCGACUACAUCUGGUACUCACGCGGGGGCUUCAGUGUAGAUGCCGUGCUGAGCAUGCCCAGUGAGGAGCAGAUCGGCCCUGACCGCCUGCCUUCAUACCACUACCCCUCUGACCACCUCUCACUGGUCUGUGACCUCAGCUUCAUCCAGGAGCCUCACAGGCUCAUGUAACUGUCAAUCAAUACAGCUCCUUCUGAUGGGGUUCCACAGCAGCUCAGGACAUUCCCAAAUGUGUGUGCAUGUGUGUGUGCAUGUGUGUGUGUGUGUGUGUGUGUGUAAAGCCCUAAUCGAGCUGGAUUCAUUUUAUAUGGGGAGGUAAUUUAAAGGGGAAUUCCACCAAUUUUUCAAAAUUUCUGCAUAAUUAAACAAUUACACUGUAGACAGUCAUUCAAAGUGGUUUGAUGCGAAAUGCUUCAUUGUAGAAGAAACUUGCAGACUAAUAAUUGUUCACAGGUGGUGAUGGGAACCAGACAUCUGAUGUUUUUAAUGCCUCUAAAACUUCCCUCACAGGAAGAUAUUACUAUGAGUUGCUAUAAAUAUGUUGCUUGAAGCCUGAGACAUUGUUUUAUGACAGUUUUGAGGUAAAGUUUUAGUCUGAAUUGCCUUUUUUAUGAUAUAUGCAAAGUAGAGAGGUGCAUGCAGUGUGUUAUUAGGCAAAAUAGUACCCAAAGAAAACUUUUAUGGUUUUGGAUUUAACACUGAACAAUUAUUUUACUAUUAUCGACAUCAAACAUAAACACUCAGAAGACACGUGUAGGUUCAAUGGUGGUUUUGGUAGUAAAUUUAAUGGCUAUAUUUGCAUGGUAUACAUCACGUGGUUCCUAUCACCACCACUGUGAAGUAAUUCUGAUUUGGUAAGUUUCUCUACAAUUAAUCAAUUCACAUCAAACCACUUAUUGAUUGAAUGACUUGUUUAAAUAGUUGAGAGAUAAUUAAGCAGAAAUUUUGAACAAUCAGUGGAAUUUCCCCUGAAUGGCCUUCUGUAAUUGCCUGAACCUGGAGCUGUCUCAGUAAUAUUGGUCCUAUUCACAUCCACCUUGGAUAACAAAACCUACUAAUAUACACAGCCAUGCUGUGUUGUUAUUGUUAUUGAUUGUGGCGCUUGUGCUGUAAUGCUGACAAAACUGCUGACACUUUAUCCCGUAACACAGUCAAACCGACCAGUCAGAUCCCUUUACAUACUCCGGUAAAACGAAUCCAGCUUGAAUAGUGUUUGGAUCGCAUGACUCGCAUGAAUGUGGCAGGGAAUGUUUUUUGGUUGUGUUAUAGAACAUAAAGAACUCAUGAACCACGCACAUAAACCUGGUCCUUACAUGAUGAACCAGGACUACGGUCUUAAAAGUACCUCUGACUGAGUUACACAAGACUCUUUUUCUGAUAUACACUCAUCAUCCACUUCUGUUUUUGACUAGAGGUUGUGCAAUAUUCCAUAAUUUAUUAUUCCAUUAUAAUGAUCUGAAUGUAUCAUGAACUCAGGACAUUCUCAAAGAAGGAACUGUUGUAGAUGUUCCACUCUGUACAACUGUACAACUAUAAUACCAUUUCUCUUUCAAUAGCACUGUAAUUGCCAAUUUAUAUGCCAUUGAGUGGUAAUAUAAACAUGUCUAAUUAUUUUACGAGCAUGUUUUCUGUUUUUAAUGAAAUAUGAAAAUGACUUAGGGGGCCAAAUCUAGCAUUUAAUGUUAUUUGUUGCGUUGUGAUAUUUUGUAGUACAGCGCUGCCUCAUCAGCUUGAGAGAAUUCGCCUUCUUGCUUCUUUUUUGCAUUUUUGUCCAUCAAAUGUUCUCUCACUACAAUACCCAGCAUGCAUUCUGCAAAUACAACAUACAACCACUGGGAUUCCUCCCCACAGUGAUAAAGGAAUGCUGAUGUAGAAGCUAAUAAAUACAGGCAUGACACUGGGCUUCCUAUCAGUUACGUUAGCCAUCUGGCUUCUGGCUGCUUUAGCCAGCUAGUGGGGAGAAGAAUAAACAAUUUAAACAGUCCUCAAAUGUCUACCCCAAAGUGCUUAUAUCUUAAGUUUCUACCAUCUUCAAGGUGCAUCAGAAGGGCUUUUUUCUAGUCUUUAAACCAGAAAAUCUCACUCUCAGGAUCAUUGUGGCACCACUUUAAAGGCUUUAAGUAGGCAUGUUUAUAACAGAUGUAGCGAUUGUUGCAUUUUUCAUGUUGGCCAAAGUGCCACUUUAAGUAAAAUGAGACUUUAUGUCGUGCCAUAUCGUUCUUGGCUUUCAUUACUCAGGAAUUACCAGUACUUUUUAAUUUUAGUGAUACUAAUGGUAUUUAUCAUUGUAACCUGUUUAAUUAGUCCUCUAAUCUAGUUUACAUCUAAAGUCUUCUGACUGAAACUUUGGGUCAACAACCACUGUAAGCCAUAAAGAAAAAAUCUGCAGUCAA